AUGGUCGAGUACACGUUUGAGACUUUAAAUGUAACACGUCUAGAUGACUAUCUUUUACAUGUUGAAUUGAACAGGCCAAAAAAGCUUAAUGCAUUAAAUGAAACAGUAUGGCAAGAACUGAAAGCUUGCUUUACACAAGUUAAACAUGAUUCUGAAGUACGAGCUGUUGUAAUUUCGGGAGCAGGAAAAAUUUUUACUGCUGGAAUAGAUCUCUUUGAGAUACCAUUGGUUGGCUUAAACACAUCAGAAACUGAUCCAGCUCGAAGCUCUCAUAUGACGCGUCUAAAUAUUUUGAGAUUACAAGAUUCCUUUAACUCAAUCGAACAAUGUGACAAACCUGUGAUUGCUAUAGUGCACAGUCAUUGUGUUGGCGGUGGGGUUGAUAUGAUAACCGCCUGUGAUAUUCGAUAUUGCAGUAAAGACGCGACUUUUUCUGUUAAAGAAGUUGAUCUUGGGCUAGCCGCUGAUGUUGGCACAUUACAACGUUUACCCAAGGUGAUAGGAAAUGACAGUUUUGUAAGAGAAGUGUGUCUUACUGGGCGAAAUUUCUCGUCGGAGGAGGCAUUGACUUUCGGAUUGGUAAACAAGAUAUUACCGACGAAAGAAGACGCUUUUGCUGAAGGUUUAAAAACCGCCAAAAUUAUUGCUUCAAAAUCUCCUGUUGCCGUUCUUGGAACAAAACACCUACUGAAUUACUCGCGCGAACAUUCGACCUCAGAAGGACUCAACUACACGGCUGUUUGGAAUUCAGCUAUGCUAAAUACAAAGGAUAUUGGUGAAGCUACUAAAGGAUUUUUUGAAAAAAAGCAACCAAAGUUUUCCAAACUUUAA
Molecule: messenger RNA, 831 nt
Organism: Ambispora gerdemannii
Lineage: Eukaryota; Fungi; Glomeromycota; Glomeromycetes; Archaeosporales; Ambisporaceae
Source: the annotation of a GenBank genome assembly